This is a messenger RNA of Morus notabilis, 944 nucleotides long. RefSeq lists its product as uncharacterized. Bases 167 to 745 code for a protein of 192 amino acids. The record is from RefSeq and is a predicted model, not a curated record. NCBI's taxonomy places the organism in Eukaryota, Viridiplantae, Streptophyta, Magnoliopsida, Rosales, Moraceae. The transcript has a single exon.
UAUCUUCCACUCCCCAAACCCAUUCACUCUCAUCACCAUUUUCUCUCAUUUUCAUUCCAAUCUCAACAAAAAAAAAAAAGAAGAAAUCUCCAAUACCCACUUCCAAAAACCAAUCCAACUCAAAGAAAUUCCCCGAUUUUUUGAUCGAAUUCUGGCAAUUCCCGACAUGGGUCUCCCCAUAGAUGAUGCUCCUCAUGCCCGCUACUACCACACCCACAAGGCUUUCCUCUUCUGCAACUACAUCCUCCUCGGCGCCGCCUCCAGCUGCAUCUUCCUGAUGCUCUCGCUCCGCCUCAUCCCCUCCGUCUGCGGCGUCUUCCUCAUCCUCCUCCACGUCCUCACCAUCGUCGGGGCCGUCUCGGGGUGCGCGGCCGCCUCCGCGGGGACCGGGAAGUGGUACGGGACCCACAUGGUGGCGACGGUGCUGAUGGCCAUCUUCCAGGGGUCGGUGUCGGUGCUGGUGUUCACGAGGACGUCGAGCUUCUUGGAGAAACUUGAGUCAUACGUAAGGGAAGAGGAUGGGGCUGUGAUACUCAAAUUGGGAGGUGGAUUGAGUGUGUUGAUAUUUUGCUUAGAAUGGGUGGUUUUGACGCUUGCCUUCUUCUUGAAGUAUUAUGCUUAUGUUGAAGGAGGAGAUGGAAAGGCAAUGGUGGUCAGAAGGAGUGCCAAGGUUAAGCAGGAGGAAGGUUUGAAGUUUCAGCAGGAGGAAGAUUUGAAGGAUUGGCCGUGGCCUUUCCAAGUUUGAACUUUUUUUCUUACUAUUUUUCGUUUUUUGGGGUCUCAUUGACAUCACUAUCCAUGAUAUGGUGAUAUAUUAGAUCUCUAUAUAUGCGUGUAUUGUAUUGUUUCAUUCUUUUUUUCAUGUUUCGUUUUGCUUAUUGGGUUAUUUGUUCAAUUCGUUAUAUAUAUGUUGAUGAGAUGACUAUUCUAUUGUUAUAGAAUUA